CCUCUCUGCUUCCUCUUUGUUAAACGCGUACUGGGUGUUUAAGUGUUUGGUUCUUCAUCUGAAGCUAAGGCCUUUGAAUCCGGCGACUGGCACUCUCGAUUUUAGGCAUCCAGCUACUAAAAAAACGAAACCUCGUAGAAAAAUGGCCUCUGUAUCUGAACUCGCCUGUAUUUACUCCGCUCUCAUCCUCCACGACGAUGAAGUCACCGUCACCGAGGACAAGAUCAAUGCUCUCAUCAAGGCCGCUGGGGUGUCUGUGGAGCCCUUCUGGCCCGGUCUGUUUGCCAAGGCCCUGGCCAGCGUGGACAUUGGCAGCCUGAUCUGUAAUGUUGGUGCUGGAGGAGGAGCUGCCCCUGCUGGUGCUGCCCCUGCUGGAGGAGCCCCAGCUGGAAGUGCCCCAGCUGAGAAAGUGGAGGAGAAGAAGGAAGAGAAGAAGGAAGAGUCUGAGGAGUCUGAUGAUGACAUGGGCUUUGGUCUGUUUGACUAAACUAACCUUUUUGUAACUCCGGCAACAAGAAUAAAAACUGAAAAUGCAA
Messenger RNA from Acipenser ruthenus (sterlet), 536 nucleotides. Its product is annotated as large ribosomal subunit protein P1-like. The coding region runs from base 143 to 487 and encodes 114 amino acids. The record is from RefSeq and is a predicted model, not a curated record. Gene Ontology annotation, cellular component: ribosome; cytosolic large ribosomal subunit. Lineage: Eukaryota; Metazoa; Chordata; Actinopteri; Acipenseriformes; Acipenseridae. Gene Ontology annotation, biological process: cytoplasmic translation; translational elongation. The transcript has 4 exons. Gene Ontology annotation, molecular function: ribonucleoprotein complex binding; protein kinase activator activity; structural constituent of ribosome.